Heterobasidion irregulare TC 32-1 is the source of this 981-nucleotide messenger RNA. RefSeq lists its product as uncharacterized. NCBI's taxonomy places the organism in Eukaryota, Fungi, Basidiomycota, Agaricomycetes, Russulales, Bondarzewiaceae. The transcript is spliced from 7 exons. Gene Ontology annotation, molecular function: oxidoreductase activity, acting on the CH-OH group of donors, NAD or NADP as acceptor. Bases 1 to 981 code for a protein of 326 amino acids. The record is from RefSeq and is a predicted model, not a curated record.
AUGUCUCUCGUCGUCGUCACUGGAGCCUCUGGAUUUUUAGCAUCCGUCAUUAUAGACCAACUCCUUGAAGCUGAUUACAAGGUCCGGGGCACUGUUCGAUCGUCUGAAGCCGCCCGUGUGCGAGUCGCGUACGGGUCUUUCGGUGAUCAGUUCAAUAUUGCAGUGGUGGACGAUUUGGCCACCUCUGACUUGUCGGAUGCGUUUCGGGGUGCUGAUGCAUUGAUUCAUGUCGGGUCUCCUAUGUCCACGGGGGGUGGGGCCGCUGACAUGCUGAAGGCAUGUCUACAGGGCGCCAUCUCUGGCACUGAGAGGGUCCUCGAAUACGCUGCCACGGCUGGCGUGAAGAAGAUCGUUGUCACCGCGAGUAUAAUCUCUUUGGUGAAUCCCAAGCUCAUCUUCACAGACAUCAAAGUCACUGCAAGCGAUUGGAAUGACCAGACGUUUGAGGAUGCUAUCAAGCCAGAUGCGUCGCCUUUCGAGGUGUAUGGUGCAUCAAAAAAGCUCGCUGAAGAGGCUGUUUGGAAGUUCGCCGAAUCUCAUCCCGACAUCGAUAUCGCGACAGUACACCCGCCUUUCUUGUAUGGCCUCCCAGGUCGUGGCCAGGUCAUCGAUACGCCCGCCGGCAGCACGAACAACGACAUCUACAAUCUCAUCUCCGGACCCAAGGGUCGCCCGCUGCCCGCCCCCGGCCACCCAGCGUUCACCAACGUCGCGGACGCGGCGCGCGCGCACGUCGCUGCUCUGAAGACUCCUCUUUCGGGACAGCCGAAGCGCAUUCUUCCCGUUGGAGGGAAGCCUGGACUCAAAGAAAAGCUGCCUGUGUUGGAUGGCUCGGAGCAGACGGUAGCUGCGGCCGAGUUGGACCCAAGCAGCGCGGCCCUCUUGGUAGGGUUAGACAAGUAUAUCAGCUGGCAAGAAACGCUGGAGACCACGAUCGAUGAAUUUUUGAGGAGGGAGAAGGAGCUCGGUAUAGUGGUGUAA